This is a messenger RNA of Medicago truncatula (barrel medic), 1788 nucleotides long. RefSeq names its product tRNA (guanine(10)-N2)-methyltransferase homolog. Lineage: Eukaryota; Viridiplantae; Streptophyta; Magnoliopsida; Fabales; Fabaceae. The record is from RefSeq and is a predicted model, not a curated record. Gene Ontology annotation, biological process: methylation. Gene Ontology annotation, cellular component: cytoplasm. Gene Ontology annotation, molecular function: nucleic acid binding; tRNA (guanine(10)-N2)-methyltransferase activity.
GGCUAGAAGGUUAAUUUGAAGACUAUGAUAGAGGGAAAAGAAAACCGAAGUCCAGUUCCGGCGAGGGUUUUGAAACAGGGUUUAGGAGCACCACCAAAACCAUUUUUUUUGUCUCUGCUCUUCAAACUUCAACCUUGUUUCUUCGAUUUCUGAAGAGACAACAAAACCAUGUGGUAUCUAUGUGUUUUCUUUCACAGGUUAUUGGAUUACAGAAAACCCGAAGUUGAAUCUUUAGCCAAAUUGUUUGGAGCUUUUGAUGACAACCAAAACGACGACGUUCAUCCCCAAUUGCAAUGGAAGCUCCCUCUUCAUCACCACCCAGAUUCUCCUUUCCAUUUGGUUAAUCUCCCUUCAGAAGAAAUUGCUCGUAACAUUGCUAAUCGAAGUAUACUUGUGAAGGGAAUGUAUGAGCUAUGGGGUGAAGGGGGUAGCUAUGAGGAGUUGAAGGAUUCUAUAUUGAGUUAUCCAGAUGAGAGAAAGUUGCCAUACUUGGAAUCUAACAGCACUUUCAGGAUUACUGUUGAUACCUUUGGGAAGGUUAUAAGUCUCCAGGAGCAUAAGGAACUCAUUCAAGGGUUCACGUAUAUCCCUUUCAAGGGAAAAGUAAAUUUGAGAAAACCAGAGCACAACUUCUGGCUGAUAGAAAUCGAUAAUUGUGAAGGUAAUAAUGGUCUUCCUCCAGUUGAACAAAAGAGAAUCUUCUUUGGUCGUGAAGUUGGUGCUGCUGAUAGGAAGCUUUUACCGACAUACGAGUUGAAAAGCCGUACUUAUCUUGGGCCAACAGCUAUGGAUGCGGAGAUAGCUUUUCUAAUGGCCAACCAAGCACUGGCUACUCCGGGGAAACUAGUUUAUGACCCUUUUGUUGGAACCGGAAGUAUUCUUGUUGCAGCAGCUCAUUUUGGAGCAAUGACCAUGGGUGCUGACAUUGACAUUAGGGUAGUACGUGAUGGACGUGGUCCUGACCGUAAUGUUUGGAGUAAUUUUAAGCAGUAUGGAUUGGAAAUGCCAGUUGGUCUUUUAAGGGCUGACAACAACCUUCCUCCCUGGCGUCCGGGGCUGAAAGAGGUAUUUGAUGCGAUAAUAUGUGACCCUCCUUAUGGAGUGCGAGCCGGAGGACGCAAAUCUGGUGGUAGGAAGCUACUAAAAGGGGCUGUGGAGCCUUACAUUGUUCCGGACGACAAAAGAACAGACCACAUACCAUCGACUGCACCUUACAGUUUAGUUGAGUGUGUACAUGAUUUGCUUGAUCUUGCUGCCAAGAUGCUUGUAUGGGGAAGACUUGUGUUUUUCUAUCCUGUAUUGAGAGAAGAAGAGUCUCCACAUAAUCAUUUCCCGGAGCAUCCAUGUUUUAAGCUGAUUUCUUCUUCUGAGCAGAUCCUUAGUUCACGAUAUUGCAGGGUAUUACUGACAAUGGUUAAGAUAGGUCCUUACACAGAGGAAAUAAGUUUGGCAGCUAGGAUGCAACAUCUUGAAUUUAGGGAGAACCACGUAAAGUGGCUAGAAGAUGGUAAUCUUCAUUCUGCAGUUUUCAGUCCAGUGGAUGCUCAGUUAAAGGAGACUGGCGAUUAUAAGAUUAAGGAUUCAACCAAGAAAUAUAGAGGAAAAUACGUUUAGACUUCACGGGUUAGAUGCCGGUGUAUGUUUCUAUGUCCGAGGGGAUGAAAACUUUUCACUAUAGAGGCCAGUGUACCCAUAUGCUUCUUUUUUCAAUUAGUGAUAUUUUUGUCUAAUUUUGUGGAUGUAUGUUUUUAUUCUCUUAUUUAAUUUAACGGAGUUCAUACAUUCUUA